Erigeron canadensis is the source of this 1471-nucleotide messenger RNA. RefSeq names its product putative zinc finger protein At1g68190. The coding region runs from base 125 to 1294 and encodes 389 amino acids. NCBI's taxonomy places the organism in Eukaryota, Viridiplantae, Streptophyta, Magnoliopsida, Asterales, Asteraceae. The transcript is spliced from 6 exons. The record is from RefSeq and is a predicted model, not a curated record. Gene Ontology annotation, molecular function: zinc ion binding.
AGCCAGGCCAAUGGUGUUAUGAUCAUCAUAUCGUACUUAAUCUUACUCCUCUCAUUGAAGAUUCUUCAUAAGCUUGUAUAAUAAUAUCAGGUCAAAGUGUACAAUUUGUUUCAGGCGACUUGUCAUGGAUAGGUAUUGUGAAUAUUGUGUGAAUUUAAGAUCAGUCGUAUACUGUAAAGCGGAUGCAGCCUAUCUUUGUCUUCCAUGUGAUACCAAGGUUCACUCUGCCAAUCCUCUCUCAAAACGCCAUCAUCGUACCCUCAUUUGUGACACUUGCAGACGUCGGCCAUCCUAUGUCCGUUGUUAUGACCAUCAAAAGUUCAUGUGCCGCAGUUGUGACCUGAACCAACACAAUAAUGAUGCUCCUAAUUCUCAGCAUAGAAGAAGAGUCAUUAAUAGUUACAUGGGUAGCCCGUCGGCCCAAGAAUUAGGGGUUUUGUGGGGUUGUGACUCGAAUAGACUUCUUGAUGAUACUAAAAACAGCGGUACAGCUCCACCGACUAAGGAAAUUUAUGGGGGUAUGAAAGCGUGUUCUGUACUUCAACAACUUGUUGAAUUGUUAAGGGUUCAAACAAUUGAGUUGGAUAGUAGUAUAUCGUCUGUUAUACGUUGCCAAGAACACCAAGUGGAAAAUGCUCCACCUGAUCAAUUAUUACUUGGUGGGGAAUGUCUUGAUGAUCAGCAGGCCGACAUGAUCAGUCUGGAUUCAUCAUGCUUGUCGUCGUUCGUGCAAUUGGACCAUUUAGAAUUCGAAACCGAUGAAACUGACCUCCCACCAGGAGACUCCUUUUGGCAAUGCAACAGUUCGGUUCUGAGUGGCCAGCUAUGGUCUCAAAAUAUGCAAGAUCUUGGUGUAUGUGAAGAACCGUCUUGCUUCGAUGAUGUAAACAUGCCUGAUAUCGAUCUCACAUUCAGAAAUUUUGAAGAACUCUUCCGAAUCGAACAAGAACCAACAAGUAUUGAUCAGGAUACUUCCAUGGCAACCACUUCUAUCAGCAAAACCGAAUCAUGUACAAAGAAAGCCCGGCGUGCUUCUCCAGUAGUCAUGUUCUUCUCUCAGUCGAGAGGCCAAAGCAAUGGUACAGUAUCCAUUGGCAGUAGCAUUUCACCCUCAAGUGGUUCGAUGGAGCAUCAAGAGCCAUUGAAGUUAAAAGAAAAGAAUAACGUUCAAACGAAGGAUCCGAAACAAGGCCAAAGUGGUUUGAAAAAGGCUCGAUCAGACCCACGCAAAAGAUCAAUAAAAUCUCAAAUUUGGAGAUUUGAAAGCCAUGAACCUGUGACGAGAAGCUUUUGAAAGUCUAAUAAUUUCAACAUUUAUUUCAUUGUUUCUUGUAAAUCAUAGUCAACCGGAACUCCAACAUGACUGCAAGUCUACAAGUUUUAUUGUUUAGAUUCUAGUAAUGCCUAAGUCUACAAGGUAUGUUGUCACAUGUUUUCGAUGAGUAUAACACUAUAAAGAUUCAUUUACAAA